AUGGUGCGAGUUUCAGGUGACCAUGGACACAACACUGACGAAUGUGUCGCGCUUAGACGAGAAGUAGCCUACCUCCUCAAGCAAGGUCACCUGAAAGAUCUAUUGACCGAGAAGGGAAAGCAAACCUCGUCCAAGUACGACGAUCGCCGACAACCGUCUUCGUCACCGACGCAUGUAAAGCUAAACGACACGCGAGAGACGAUCCUAGUCAAGACGCCGUCCCAAAAGAGCUUUGUCACCCGCGCGCGUGACGCUGAACUUGAAGCUAUGCCCGUCAUGUUCGACGAUGGUGACCUCGGUGACGACAGUGACAUUCACCACGACAGACUGGUAAUAUCUCUAACUAUUAGUAACUUUUUACUCAAACGUGUGGUAAUGGAUAAUGGCAGCUUAACCAACUUUCUCAUGAAAGACGCCUUGGAAGAUAUGGGAAUCGAUGAACGCGACAUCAUCCGAAAGUCCACCGUCCUCGUCGGAUUUAGUGGCGAGGCCAAACGUACCAUGGGAGAAUUGACAUUGCCUACCUACGCCAAGGGAGUAAACAUGCCUACUAAAUUUUAUGUCAUUGAUUGUCCUUCUUCUUAUAAUGUCAUUUUAGGCAGACCUGGAUCCUUAGCAUGA
Beta vulgaris subsp. vulgaris (sugar beet) is the source of this 621-nucleotide messenger RNA. RefSeq lists its product as uncharacterized. The record is from RefSeq and is a predicted model, not a curated record. Bases 1 to 621 code for a protein of 206 amino acids. The transcript is spliced from 2 exons. NCBI's taxonomy places the organism in Eukaryota, Viridiplantae, Streptophyta, Magnoliopsida, Caryophyllales, Amaranthaceae.